Messenger RNA from Penicillium chermesinum, 897 nucleotides. RefSeq names its product cytochrome b5 reductase family protein. Gene Ontology annotation, molecular function: cytochrome-b5 reductase activity, acting on NAD(P)H. Gene Ontology annotation, biological process: ergosterol biosynthetic process. The coding region runs from base 1 to 897 and encodes 298 amino acids. The transcript has 3 exons. Lineage: Eukaryota; Fungi; Ascomycota; Eurotiomycetes; Eurotiales; Aspergillaceae. The record is from RefSeq and is a predicted model, not a curated record.
AUGGCAGCUUUGCAAGUGGCCUGGCAAACUCUGAAGGCACGACCUGUAGCCGCGUCUGCAGUCUUAGCGGCUGGCGCUGCUGGUGCUUACUGGUGCACCCAAAAUCUCCUCCCCACAGCGCAAGCAGAGUCCCUUGAGACCCCAAAGGUCUUUGGUGGCUUGAAGUUUACUACCUUACGCUUACGAAGCUCCGAAGCGAUUAAUCACAAUACUAAACGUCUGGUAUUUGAAUUCCCAGACGAGAAUGCGCAGAGCGGACUGCCUUUGACGGCGGCGCUUUUGACAUUUUCAAGGCCUGAAGGACGGUGGUUGCCCGUCCUCCGUCCAUACACCCCCAUCAGUUCGUUAGACCAGACUGGCUCUAUUGAACUGAUGGUCAAGCAAUACCCGAAUGGGACAGCCAGCACUCACCUCCACUCUCUUCAACCUGGAGACAGCCUGUCAUUCAUCGCGACUUUAAAAGCCUUCCCGUGGGUUCCGAACAAGUUCUCCCAAGUGUAUCUCAUUGCUGGGGGCGCGGGAAUCACUCCGAUCUACCAGCUCAUUCAAGGGAUCUUGAAUAAUCCAAAUGACAAGACAAAGAUCAACCUCGUUUUUGGGGUCAACACGGAGCAGGAUCUGCUCCUCCGAGACGAGCUGGAGCAAUUCCAUGCCCGCUUUCCCGAUCGCUUCAAUUACCUCUAUACAGUGAGCCGCCCGGUUGAGAACAAUUCCUCUCUGCGCAAGGGAUAUGUCACAGCGGAGCUUCUCAAAGAAGUGGUCAAAUCGACCGGCGAGGAUACCAAGGUCUUUGUGUGUGGCCCGCCCAGUAUGGAAAAUGCUCUGGUGGGCACAAGAGGGACUCCUGGUAUUCUGUCCCAGCUGGGGUUUACCAAAGACCAAGUAUACAAAUUUUGA